Messenger RNA from Prosopis cineraria, 1131 nucleotides. RefSeq names its product protein FAR1-RELATED SEQUENCE 5-like. NCBI's taxonomy places the organism in Eukaryota, Viridiplantae, Streptophyta, Magnoliopsida, Fabales, Fabaceae. Bases 1 to 1131 code for a protein of 376 amino acids. The transcript has 5 exons. The record is from RefSeq and is a predicted model, not a curated record.
AUGGAUAUAAAUUUAACUCCUAGACUUAAUCUUGAAUUUGACAACAUAGAAGACUCAUGGAAAUUUUGGCAAGAUUGUGGAAGGAGAACAGGUUUUGGUGUUCGCAAAGAGAGAUUUAAUAAAAGUAAAAAGGAUCAGUCAUAUUUAAGUUAUCUAUAUGUUUGUCGUAAAAAAGGGGUGCGAAAACCCGACAAACGAGACAAAUACACUAAGAAUCCUAGACCUGAGACAAGAUCAGUUUUUCUUGAUCAUAAUCAUGACCUCCAGCCCCCUGAAGCUGUCCACAUGUUUCCAUCAUUUCGUGAACUAACAUCGGCUCAAGCUUUUGAAUUAGAAACUGCUGAAAAAGAUGGGAUUAAUCAAAAGUCAUCAUUUAAGUUGAUGAGUGAAUAUGCAGGAGGAAGAACCAAUUUGGGAUAUACAAGAACUGAUAUAAAGAAUUAUCUUAAUUCAAAAAGACAACGAGCUAUGUCAUAUGGUGAAGCUGGAUGUAUUUUUCGUUACUUUGAAGAACAAUUGGUGAAAAAUUCAUCUUUUUUUCAUGCUCAUCAAAUGGACUUAGAGGAGCAAGUUACAAAUGUGUUCUGGGCAGAUGCACGAAUGUUAAUUGACUAUGCUUACUUUGGAGAAGUCAUUUCACUUGAUACAACUUAUUACACAAAUCGAGAUAAUAGACCUCUUGCUAUUUUCUCUGGCAUUAACCAUUAUAGAGGAGGGGUAAUAUUUGGAGCCGCAUUGUUAUACGAUGAGACCAUUGAGUCUUUCAAAUGGCUCUUUGAGAUUUUUUUGCGGGCACACAAGAAUGUGAGGCCAUUAACUAUUUUCACUGAUCAGGAUGCUACAAUGGCACAUGCAUUACAGGAAGUGAUGCCAGAAUUAGCCAGUGAUGCAUCAGAAAGUCUCGAAGCAUUCUCUCUAGUUCAUGAAGGCAUAUUGGAACUUACUAAGAGAGUGGAUGAGCUUUGCAUAAAGCAAAAAGAUACUGAUGGUGAUGGGGAUGGUGAAAGGAAUCAUAAGAGUAACUAUGUUGAUAGAGGUAAUGGUGGUAAUAGUAAAGCACCACUUGAUUGUGACAUGACAUCACUUGAAGCACUUCAAAUCAGCCAAGCAUUUACAAAUGGUUCUGCUUGA